Molecule: messenger RNA, 3999 nt
Organism: Mobula hypostoma (lesser devil ray)
Lineage: Eukaryota; Metazoa; Chordata; Chondrichthyes; Myliobatiformes; Myliobatidae
Product: branched-chain-amino-acid aminotransferase, cytosolic-like
Exons: 12
Coding region: 171-1445 (424 amino acids)
Biological process (GO): L-leucine biosynthetic process; L-valine biosynthetic process
Cellular component (GO): mitochondrion
Molecular function (GO): branched-chain-amino-acid:2-oxoglutarate transaminase activity
Source: RefSeq, a predicted model, not a curated record
UGUAUCCACCUUAAAUAGGAGCCAAACGUAGCGCGGCCGCUGCGAACGUGUCGUUCAGCACCAUAAGGAGACUGCUAGCAUCGCCGGGGAGAGUUCUGCUGGAUCUCGGCUCCGUCAGCCCGAGCGCACCGGUAUAUUCCUACAGUCGACUGUUUCCAGAAUUCAGCUUCAUGGAGAGCACCAAUCAUGGGAUCACUGGGAAUUCCCUGCAGCCUGUUGCUGACACAUUUAAGGCCUCAGACCUUGACAUCGAAAUGGCUAAAACUUUAGCAGAGAAACCAGAUGUUAACCACCUGGCUUUUGGCACGGUGUUCACUGAUCACAUGCUUGUGAUUCACUGGACAUUAUCUGGAGGCUGGGAGAGACCACGGAUUCAACCCAUGCAGAACUUCUCGCUGCACCCUGCGUUAUCGGCCCUCCAGUAUUCCGUGCAGGUGUUUGAAGGUCUGAAGGCAUUCCGAGGGGUGGACAACAAGAUUCGGCUUUUCCGACCCAUGAUGAACAUGGACCGGAUGCUGAAAUCAGCCGUUAGGGCUGCUCUUCCGACUUUUGAUCAGACUGAGCUGUUGGAAUGCAUCAAAAAGCUGGUGGAGCUGGAAAAAGAAUGGGUACCUUACACCAAGGAUGGAAGCCUCUAUAUUCGCCCAACUUUUAUCGGGACCGAGGAGCACCUUGGCGUGAAGGUGCCGACGAAAGCAUUGCUCUACGUGAUUCUGUGUCCGGUUGCCUCUUACUUCAGCACAGGAAAGAUCAACGAUGUGUCCCUGUGGGCAAACCCCAAGUAUGUUCGAGCCUGGAAAGGAGGGACGGGCGACUGCAAACUCGGAGGAAAUUAUGGAUGUUCACUUUAUGCACAGUCAGAAGCCGCGAAAGUAGGUUGUCAGCAGGUGUUGUGGCUGUAUGACGAUGAUGAGAAGAUAACUGAAGCAGGAACAAUGAAUCUCUUUCUUUAUUGGAUAAACGAGCAUGGAGAGGAAGAACUUGCGACACCUCCACUGGAUGGCAUCAUAUUGCCUGGAGUCAUAAGGCAAAGCAUUCUGGAUUUAACUCGCAAGUGGAAUAAGUUCAAAGUUGCGGACCGUUUGUUAACGAUGGAGCAGCUUAUCAAAGGUGUGAAUGAAGGCCGAGUCAAGGAAAUGUUUGGAACAGGAACAGCUUGCACUUUGUGCCCAGUGGGACGGAUCCUUUACAAAGGAGAGAACCUACAUAUUCCAACCCUGGAAAGUGGAGGAAAGUUAGUAAGGGAGCUCGCUGACAGCCUGGCCAAUAUACAAGCAGCGCUUAUGGUAGAUGUUCUCAAUGGUGGACAAUUGGGUGCCAACUGCUGGGCAGUUUUCACCACACGCUGGAGUGCUUUGCGGUCCAAUACGGGACAAUUACCAUACCACACUGAGAUGCAGUUGCAUGGACGUGAAGAGAGUGACUGGACCUGCGUGGUGGUGUGAGGCUUGGAGCAUUUUUACAAGCAGUCCGACUGAAGGCUUGAGUAACUGGACAAGUGCCAAGUUUCACAACAGCUCCGACUCCUCUUCAGCGGUAUUAAUGUCAUGGUGAAGGAUUGCUGACCUUUAGCAUUCAAUAGAGUGAAGCACAAAUCAGUUUGCAAAGUAUACCCGAUUUUCACUUGUGUUCAGUAGAGCAGUUUUAUAUCAGGCGGAGGCACUGGCAAGAACUGCCUUCUCACUGGUUCUGAUUUUGUUUUGCUGACGAGCCUCAGCAUGUUCCCAUUCUCACUUCUCUAGUUCAGUGGCUCUGUAUGGUGUGCCUCCAAGUCACAACUGUGUCAUCAUCUUUGGCACACGAGGCGUAGCUCAUACCUGGUAACUAAGUUGCCCUUUUUGUCUAUCAGUCAACUCUACUGUACAAGAAAAAAUAGUGUGCCAGCCUUUAAUAAAUGGAGUUAGUGAAAUGGGAGAUAAUAUCCACAUCAAACAAUAAAGGUCAAGACUUGAGGUCAACAUGGCAUUGUUUAGGCUUGUAAACUCCUACAUUCCUCUAAGUCAAGGAUUCCCUACCUUUUUUAUGCCAUAGACCCCUACCAUCAACCAGGGGGCCAUCGAUCUCAGGAUGGGAAUCCCUGCUCUCAGCCAUGUUGCAUUAGUAGCAGUGACUCAUAUAUUGUGUUCCAAAAGUAAAAUUGUAAGAGUUGAAAUGCCAAAUAAUAGAUUUCUACAGAUUACACACCAAACUGAGACGCAGUUGACAUCAUGUGAACAUUUAAUAAUUUACACACAACCUUUGGUAAUUUUCUGAUGCCAUUAAAUCGAUGCAAAGUAAACCAUGGUUUUUAAAAUAUAAGACACACUGUAAAUGAUAUGCUCUGUAUUUGUUCUUCUGGUGUAUUUAUUCUCAAUUCUUUUGAUCCUUGCAAAGAUGAUAGUUUGGGAAGAUAUUCCUGGCUUGGUAUGCUGAACAUGCUAAAUAGAAAAACAUGCCUUAGAUUCUGCCUCUGCAGUCAAUUCCAUUGACUUCAGUCGAACGAGCUUUGGAGAUCAAGUAGCAGCACAUUUACCAAUUCUCACGAGCAGCAAGUUCCUGAACAUGUGGGUUUAAGUGUUAAUGCAUGGUGUUGAUCGGGAUAACAUAUAGCCUAGAUUCAAUUACAUAGAUGUCAAUCAAUUUUGUUUUAAGGUAAAUGUUUUAAGGGAUUUGGAACCAAGGGAGGUUAAUGGACUCAAAUUGCAGGGGGAAAGUGUCAUUUUGGUACAAACUCCAGGACCUGUUCCUUUUUACACAUUUAGGGUUAUACAGCAGCCAAUCCUGCAGCUUCUAAUCGAAUUCAGUUUCACCAAAUGAUUUAAUAGAAUUUUAAUUCAUGGCUUCAGGAUUGCAAAUUUACCAUCCUUUUGUACUGUUCUAACGUAAAUUAAAUGAUAUCCUUUCUAACUUUGGCUUGACUUGAGGGAAUGAUUCUGGUGUACACUCCGGACAGGGUGUUGUGUGGAAGUACUGUCAUACCACACUAUUGUAGAACCAGUAAACUGCUAUUCCCUUACACAUGUCACAGUAGUCCUCAAUACAUAAUAUACAUACAUAUUUACAGUACUAUGCACAUGUAUAUAGUUAAGGUGCCUAAUACCUUUGAACAGGAUUCAGUACAAAUACCAAUAUUGUGACAGAAACUACCAAAACAAGGCCAAUAUCAGAGCUUCAUUAAUGUGGUCACAGCCCAGAAACAUAUAUGAGGAAUGAUUUUUGAAUGAGAUAUUAAACUGAGGGAACAAAAAGCAAAAAACAAUAUAGAACUGCGGAUAUUGAACAUCUGAAAGUAGAAAAGGUUUUGACUCUAAAUUUUAGAGAGAGAUGGGGCCAAACAUGGCAAAUGGGAUUAACUUAGAUGGGGCUCUUGAUCAGUGGACCAGUUGGCCGCUGUAUGAUUCAAUGAAUCUAUUAAAUCAGAAAAUGCUGGAAACACUCAGCAGGUCAGGCAGCAUCUGUGGAGAAGAAAUUAGUUAUCCAGUUUACAAUUCUUUUUUGGUGGUGGACUUUCAUCGGUUGUGUUCCUGUCUCCACAGAGAGACUGUUUUGCAUUUGUCCCAUCAAAUGGGAGUAAAAGAAUUUUCAGUACAACACCAAGAAACCUGCCUGCUUUCCUAGCCAAUAUAUAGCAUCUGAAUGAUAUCUCAAAUUGUGUGGGCAUCUGCCUCAAUAGUGCUUGCGUUGUCAACUUAUGGGCAAACUGUAAUUCCCUACAUUACUCCAGUGACCACAUUGAGGGACCUCAUUGGCUUUGAAGUGUUUGGGGACCUGUAUUUAUACAGCAAAAGCACUGGAUAAGUUCAGCCUCUAUUUUCUGUUUGAGACCUGUGUUUACAAGGAAGAGGACCUGGUACUUGCGGUGAGGUCUUGAGGAUUCUGCACCAUGCCCACGUAACAGAUUACUUUGUAUAGAGCUAACUAUGUGCAGUGCUUCGAUGCAAAUUUUACUGUUGUUUAUAUUCCUGGCCGCAGAAUAACACAAUAAAAAAAAAUACUUGUUGUGGAAUCUGUUUCACUGUC